GUGUAGUCUAAACAUCAAAUUGCAUAAUUUACAUGACAACAAGAAAUGUGAUGAAAUAUAAACAAACACUUUGCACAAAAGGAAUUAAAAAAGGUCUGAAAACGAUCCUUUUUAGUUAAAACAAUGUCGUCAUUGUUAUGUUUUAAGUGUUAUAACGAACCAUGUCAUUGUGAAUAAAUAACAGUGGUUUUUAAAUCAUUUUAUAUUGAAUAAUUAAAAAUUCGACUUAAACUUAAACAAAAUGGCGGAUGAAAUAGAAAAAUUGUUUCACGAAGUUGAUUCAAGUGGAGACGGAAAAAUUUCUUUAAAAGAGCUUGGAGUAAUGUUCAAAAGACUGGGUAUAAAAGUAAAAGUUGACGAUGUAAAAAAGAUGAUAUACGAGUUUGAUAGCGAUGGAAACAGGCAGCUUAAUCUAGCUGAGUUUAGAGAAUUAAUAUCAAGUGUAAUAUCUUUUGAUAAAUCUUACAACGAAGCAUAUGAAGUUUUUAAAACUUUUGACAAAGAUGGAAGUAAUACCCUUUCCGUAGACGAAAUUAAGGAAGCGUGUAAUCUAUUGCCAAAUAAACUCUCUGAAGAAGAAGUUAACGAGUUUGUGAGAAAAUUAGACGCUGAUGGAAACGGCAUUAUUGAUUUCAACGAAUUCGCUAAAGCGUAUGCUUCAGGGGUUUGAUUUGUAGGGGAUAUUGAAUAUUGUAAAUCCUUGUGUUAACAAACUGAUUGCUCUCAAUUUUAAUUUUUGAAUUAUACAUUGAUUAUAUUUAUAAAAAGA
Molecule: messenger RNA, 769 nt
Organism: Hydra vulgaris (swiftwater hydra)
Lineage: Eukaryota; Metazoa; Cnidaria; Hydrozoa; Anthoathecata; Hydridae
Cellular component (GO): myosin II complex
Molecular function (GO): calcium ion binding
Source: RefSeq, a predicted model, not a curated record